AGAGGCCAAGGGCCACCGAGCCCUGGUUUCCCUGAGCCGGCUCCUUCCCGACUGGCACGUUCAUCUUGUUUCCCACCAGCAGGGGAACACCUGCCCACCAGCAAGGGAACAGCCAUGCCUUACCUCUAUAGGGCCCCAGGGCCCCAGAAGCACCCAGUUCCCGAGGACGCCCGCAUCACCCACUCCUCCGGCCAGAGCUUUGAGCAGCUGAGGCAGGCGUGUGUGCAGAAGGGCGUCCUCUUCGAGGAUGCAGACUUCCCAGCCAACAACUCCUCUCUCUUCUACAGCGAGAGGCCCCAGAUCCCCUUCGUGUGGAAACGGCCAGGGGAAAUCGUGAAAAACCCAGAAUUCAUUCUCGGAGGAGCCACCAGGACCGAUAUCUGCCAGGGGGAGCUUGGCGACUGCUGGCUAUUAGCUGCCAUCGCCUCCCUGACGCUGAACGAGAAAGCUCUGGCACGGGUCAUCCCCCAGGACCAAAGCUUUGGACCCGGUUACGCCGGAAUAUUCCACUUCCAGUUCUGGCAGCACAGCGAGUGGCUGGACGUGGUCGUCGAUGACCGGCUGCCCACCUUCAGGGACCGCCUGGUCUUCCUCCACUCUGCCGACCACCAAGAGUUCUGGAGUGCCUUGCUGGAGAAAGCCUACGCCAAGCUGAACGGCAGCUAUGAGGCUCUGAAGGGGGGCAGCACCAUAGAGGCCAUGGAAGACUUCACCGGGGGUGUAGCAGAGACCUUUGCAACCAAAGAGGCUCCAGAGAACUUCUGUGAGAUUCUAGAGAAGGCUUUGAAGAGGGGCUCUCUGGUGGGCUGCUCCAUUGACAUCAGAAAUUCUGCAGAAUCUGAAGCCCGGACGCCUUUUGGCCUCAUUAAGGGCCAUGCGUACAGUGUGACAGGAAUUGACCAGGUAAACUUCCGAGGCCGGAAAACGGAGCUCAUCCGAGUCCGGAAUCCUUGGGGUCAGGUUGAGUGGAACGGAUCUUGGAGUGACAGUUCCUCUGAGUGGCAUUCUGUGGGCCCAGCUGAGCAACAGCGCCUGUGUCACACGGCUCUGGACGACGGGGAGUUCUGCUCUAACAUUUCCUUGAAGCCUGUCCAAGUGCUAAGCUGGCGUGAUUUAGAAUUCCAUCAUGGUGGCCUCCCGAUUCAAGGCACUGAGGACUUAGGGAUGGCGUUUAGGGACUUCAAGACCCACUUUGACAAAGUGGAGAUCUGCAACCUCACCCCUGACGCCCUGGAAGAGAACGCGCUCCACAAGUGGGAGGUGACAGUCCAUCAAGGAAGCUGGGUGCGGGGCUCCACCGCUGGCGGCUGCCGCAAUUUCCUGGAUACCUUCUGGACCAAUCCACAGAUAAAACUGUCCCUGACCGAGAAAGACGAGGGGCAGGAGGACUGCACUUUCCUCAUAGCCCUGAUGCAGAAAGAUCGAAGGAAAUUCAAGAGGUUUGGAGCCGAUAUGCUGACCAUUGGCUACGCCAUUUACCAGAGCCCCGGGAGAGACGAGCACCUGAACAAGGACUUCUUCAGGUACCACGCUUCCCAGGCCAGAAGCAAAACGUUCAUCAACCUGAGAGAAGUCUCUGACCGCUUCAAGCUGCCCCCCGGGGAGUACAUCCUGAUUCCCAGCACUUUUGAGCCCCAUCAGGAAGCCGAUUUCUGCCUGAGGAUCUUUUCGGAGAAGAAAGCCGUCACCCAGGACAUGGAUGGGGAUGUGGCCAUUGACCUUCCGGAGCCUCCGAAGCCGACUCCAGCUGGCCAGGAGACAGAGGAGGAACUGCAGUUCCGGGCCCUGUUUGAACAAGUUGCUGGUGAGGACAUGGAGGUAACCGCAGAGGAACUCAAAUACGUCUUAAAUGCUGUGCUUCAGAAGAAAAAGGACCUCCAGUUCAAGAAGCUCAGUCUGAUGUCCUGUAAAAACAUCAUCUCUCUAAUGGAUACCAGCGGCAACGGGAAGCUAGAGUUCGGGGAGUUCACAGUGUUCUGGGACAAGCUGAAGAAGUGGACAAACCUUUUCCUCCAGUUCGACGCUGACAAGUCAGGCACCAUGUCCUCCUACGAGCUGCGCAUGGCCCUGAAAGCCGCAGGCUUCCAGCUGAACCAUCACCUCCUGCAGUUGAUCGUCCUGAGGUAUGCGGACGAGGGCCUCCAGCUCGACUUCGACGACUUCCUCAACUGCCUGGUCCGGCUGGACAACGCGAGCCGGGUGUUCCAGGCUCUCAGUAUAACGAACGAGGACAAGGAGUUCAUUUGUCUCAACAUAAACGAGUUCAUCAACUUGACAAUGAACAUCUGAGGCUUCCCUGGCAAGAAUGCAGUCUGUCCAGCUGGGUCUUGACUUUUCAACCGUGAACUUCAGAAGCUUUCUUGGUGUAGAGCUCCCCUUCCAUUAUCCAACCUUCUCCUCCCCUGCCCCACCAUCCUGAUCUUGGAAGAAUGAAAUGGACUCAACUGUGAUCUCUGAUUUUAUGCUACUUCUUUGUACAAUCACUGCCCUAAGACGGGCUGAUGCCACCCCCUGUGCCUUACACUCAGAUUCAGGCGUUGUUAGCAACUUCUCCCCCCACUCCUUCCCACCUCUUCCCAGUACUGAUUAUCCAGAGUGUAAGUCAGUGCACAGAACCCUGGCUUCAGUGGAGUGUCGAUCAUUAUACUCCAACAUCCUAGACAGGACAAAGGACAAUGUUUUUGUAGAUGUGUUGGGGACUGAGAUGAGAAUAGAAAGGUGUGAUGUCAUGAUUAUGCCUUUUCAUCCUAGGUGUGUUUCCUUAUUGGGGGGAUCCCCAGGGAAUUCUGGAUGCUUACUUGCAAGAAUGGAAUGUUAACUAAGACAGUCUCUGUCCAAUCCAGACAUCCUUUGUGUCUAGAGCUUUGGGUCAGAAAAGCCAGGUGCAAUGUUCCUUCUUCUCCGUAGUUCAGAUCCAGGUCAGAUUCAGGAUUGCAUUCAUGUCUACCAGGAUGGGGAAGAGCAGAGCGGAGAAGCCUUGUUUUAGCUCCCUGGCACUGAAUAGGAAAUCCCCCCCAAAUUGGGAUGAUGGGAAAUAACGUGAUAUUGCCUUGGUAAAUGCUAGGCCCUGUUUUCUUAUUUAUAUACUUGUGGCAGGUGAGGCGGAAUGGAGGGGUGUGUGGAGAGAGGAGGGGAGACAAUUGUUGGGAUGAAGAUCAGGUUAGAAGUGAAACUUCAUCAGAUCCCUGUCCCCUGGCUGAAGAUGCUAGGGCAACAUGAUCUCUUCCCACUUCCCUGAGCUUCCCUGAACUCACCCAGCAAUAGCAGCAUCAUGUAAUAACAAUGUUUCCUAGUUCCUGUCCUUGAUACUUGACAUCUUGAGGUCUGGCUGACCCCAGAGGGACUGCCCUUCCCAGAGCUAGUCAAUUCCCAGAGACAGUGUGCCUUCCACAUACAAGCUAACCAAUCCAGAGCCCACACCCCAGUCACCUCCUCCAGGGGACUUUCACACUCCACACCACUACCCAUCUGCCCUAAUCACUGCAGGGCCAGGUUCCAGACAACUAGGGACACUUCCCUGGCCCAGAGCUGCUGAAACUAUUCAAACUAGGCAGCCCUCAGAGUGCUUACCCUGCCUCACCCAUCCCUUCCCACGAAAACCUCAAUAAAGACUCUUGCCCACA
Molecule: messenger RNA, 3623 nt
Organism: Mustela lutreola (European mink)
Lineage: Eukaryota; Metazoa; Chordata; Mammalia; Carnivora; Mustelidae
Gene: CAPN9
Product: calpain 9
Exons: 21
Coding region: 115-2289 (724 amino acids)
Biological process (GO): proteolysis
Cellular component (GO): cytoplasm
Molecular function (GO): calcium-dependent cysteine-type endopeptidase activity; calcium ion binding
Source: RefSeq, a predicted model, not a curated record